Messenger RNA from Aspergillus ibericus CBS 121593, 736 nucleotides. Its product is annotated as 50S ribosomal protein L36. NCBI's taxonomy places the organism in Eukaryota, Fungi, Ascomycota, Eurotiomycetes, Eurotiales, Aspergillaceae. The transcript has 3 exons. Gene Ontology annotation, molecular function: structural constituent of ribosome. The record is from RefSeq and is a predicted model, not a curated record. Gene Ontology annotation, cellular component: ribosome. The coding region runs from base 108 to 452 and encodes 114 amino acids. Gene Ontology annotation, biological process: translation.
GAUAGAGAGCAUCGCGGCGGUCUCGAGUCUACGUUUUCUCGAGCUUUCUUGUCCUCUUGCAGAUUUCCGGCGGCUCUAGAAGGAUUGACCAUCCGCCAUCUGACACCAUGCUGUCUUUCCGUUCCGUCCUUGGGGCCUCGACCGGUGCCCUCCGCCAAAUUCUCCCCUCCUUCUCUCGCCGGUCCGCCGCUCUCGUUUCGCGGCCUUUUUCGCAAAUCGCCAGGCUGUCCCUCGGCAAUGGCCUUCGCCUUUUGCGCUCGAGCAAGCAGACCAGCAAUGUGGGUGUUGCUAGCUUGGGGUCGACAGUGAGACAGGUUGAGCAGGUCCGGGGGAUGAAGACGCGCUCAUCGGUUAAGCGGCUGUGUGACGGGUGCAAGCCCGUGCGGAGAAAGAACCGCGUUUACAUUAUCUGCUCCAAGAACCCGAAGCACAAGCAGCGUCAAGGGAAAUAGAUGUGGGAACGACAGCAAGAGCAUGAGAGAAUGAGCGUACCUUCGAACGGGAAUUGCUUGCAUGCAUUGGACAUCAAGCCGGAGCCGAGGAGAAUAAUCCCACUACAUGAUAUCGCCACGGUGAUCGUGAAAGCAUAGAUGGUGGGUGGGUGUACGGCUACGGGGUCUCGACAACGGGAAACCCGCGCAUUUGCUAUGGGAUACGACCAACUGGUUGGUUAGGCGCUUUGUUGCAUUGUCUGUACAUUAAUUGUGUCUAUACAUGGAAUUGUCUUUUUCUUUGG